AAUGAGUCCUUCUCCGAAGGAGGCUUGGGUGCCACUCUGCUUUCUCCACACCGACAUUUCCACUUGAUCCAGCGCUCCCGUCUGCCCCCCACUCUCAGCUUCCUUCCAGAGGGGCUGCCUAUGCACCUUGAGCCCAGCAGAGCGAGGGGGCCACCAUGCUGAUAAAGGAGUAUCGGAUCUGCAUGCCACUCACCACUGAAGAGUACCGCGUUGGACAGCUCUACAUGAUCAGUAAGCACAGUCACCAGGAGAGCGAAAAAGGCGAGGGUGUGGAAGUGGUGAAAAAUGAGCCGCAUGAAGACCCUGUCCACGGGCCCGGCCAGUUCACCGAGAAACGUGUGCACCUGUCCAGCAAGCUGCCCAGCUGGGCUCGCGCAGUGACCCCCCGGAUAUUCUACAUCACAGAGAAGGCCUGGAACUAUUACCCCUACACCAUUACGGAGUACACGUGCUCCUUCCUGCCAAAGUUCUCCAUUUAUAUUGAGACUAAGUACGAGGAUAACUGUGGAGACAAUGCGAAUAUCUUCCUCAGUGACAAAAUCCUGGGCGAUCAUGAGGUCACGUUCCUGGACAUCGCCUUUGACGAGAUUCCUGAGCGCUAUUACCAGAGCCCAGAGGACCCACGAUAUUUCAGCUCAGUGAAGACGGGCCGGGGGCCCCUGAGAGAAGGCUGGCAGGAGCACACCAAGCCCAUCAUGUGCUCCUACAAACUGGUCACGGUCAAGUUCGAGGUGUGGGGGCUGCAGACACGAGUGGAGCAGUUUGUCCACAAGGUGAUCCGGGACAUCCUGUUGAUAGGACACCGGCAGGCCUUCGCCUGGAUAGACGAGUGGUGCGAGAUGACGAUGGACGAGGUGCGCCAGUAUGAGAGGGAAACUCAGGAAGCCACCAACGAGAUCAUCGGCAGGGUAACGCCCUCCAUUUCCAUCAGCGAGGUGGGGCAGCCCUCGGACACUCACAGUGCCCCUGCCAGUGCCCCCUCCACGCCACUGAGCGGUGACCCCCCAGAAUUCCUCAGCGCACCCAAGGACAGGGCCCGGAAGAAAUCCGCUCCGGAAAUGCUGACGCUGCCAGCACUGAGGGAACGUGCCAAUGCUGAGUAAUAGCUACCCUUGGGCCAAGCCCAUCGGACAGCUGCAGAGCCCCGAUUCCUUCCCCCCAUGACUUGGGGACAACGCCACCCACCUAACCUGCCUUGAGACGCCUAAACUCUACUGUCGUCCUUCAGAAUGUCGUUCCCUCCCUCCCCAAUAAAAGAGACCCCAGAUCGGUUCCAGAGCCGGACGGCGGAAGCCCCGUUGUGAGGUUGCUGACUUCCCUGCUGUCAUAGAUGGCCUGAGGCUGCCGUCUCCCUACUCCCCUGUGGCCGUCUCUCUCUUCUCAGCAUUCCAGUGCGGGCUCUGCUUUUCCAGCCAUCAACUCAGGGAGGGCUCCUGGUCCAGCCAGCACAUUGGUGCUGCUUCUUGAGGGAGAUGCGCUGCACCGGACCAUGUUGGCGGCGCUCCUCAGCCACCCCUUAUCUGUCCUUGGGGGUGAUGCUCCUCCAAGCACCCUCUGCUGGAGCCAGGCUGGGGAAGGAAACCGACACGCCAACCUCUCCCUAAUGAAGUCGGAAGCACCUUAGAAACGACAGUGGAUUCUGCUUAUUAGCAACCUCUUGAUUGCCAUUAUCUGGAAGUUACCAAUGAGCGGGAAGCAGGUGCUGCUAGGGAAAGAAGUGUUGGGAUAUGCUGAGCAGGGUCCUCGGUGCCAGGGCAGGACACGGCCUGGAGAGCACAUGGAAAGGUACCUUGCAACCCCAGCGCUUCCUUCCUGUGCAGCCCUGCAAACCUGCCUGCAGCCGUGGCCAAGCUGUCAGUAAGCAGCAGGCCAUUGGCAGUGUGGGAAUCCCAUUGACAUUACAGGGGGCAGGAUCAGCUGGCCAAACACUACUAUUAACCAGAAGUUGUUAGCAUCAGGAUUGCUUGUAAGUGGAAUCUAUGAUAUCCAUAAAAACUGCCAGGCAUUGGCUGCCCCUGGUCCCCAUUGGGACCUGCAAGGACUUUUAGCUGAUGUCCCUGCCUCCUCCCGUGAUUUCCGGCUGCACGCCUGGCUUCCAUGUAAAACAGUGGCCCCAACCAUCCACCUAACCUCACUGUACAGUCUCCUCCCAGCUGCAAAGCCAUGGUGAGGGCACCUGCUUCCUUUCCAGGCUAAAUAGGAGAGCCAGGUAUUGGACUGAAGAGAGGCGCUGCCGACAGCCCUAUCCAGACUGCUUUGGGGACAAUCCCCUGCGGCCAGAUGAGAUUCCUCAGGGCACUGGUGAAGAGCCAGGCUGGGGCCUUGUCUAUGCUAGGGACAGUUUCCUACCUGUUGCUAGCCCUGGUUCUCUGGCACUAUCUAUGUUAGGAGCCCCAGUGUAGAAAAGGCCCCACCAGAUUGUACGCCCGCUCUGAGUAGGGGGUUAUGCGACACGGGCCUGAUUAUCAUUUACACUCAGGGCCCCACCCUCUGCCCUGUCAGUAGUUCAAAGCAGCUAUGGUGUGCAUUGGCGCUGGCAGACAGCAAGCCGGCUUUGCCAGGCCCCAGUGUUGCUAAGCAGUGGGUAUGCCUCAAUGUUAGGAAUGGGAUGGGGAGCUUCAGCCUUUGUCUCUAGUGUAAACAGGUCCCUGAAGCCUGAAUUGCUGCUCUUCGCAUUGCUGCUUCUGCUGUCCCAGCUGAGCUGCCCCGUGUCUGUAAGCCCUGCCCGGGGAAGGUCAGGGAGGGCCCUGCCUGGUGCCCUUUCCUUUCACCAGUCCCCUCUGGUGACACUGGCAAGAAUGGAGCCCAUCACUCCUGACCACCCCGCCUUUUAGCCAAGCAGUGUUCUCUCCAUUGGUGCCUUCAGGAGUAGGACUAUCGCCACACAUGCUUCCUGGUGCCCUUGUGGGCCCUCGGCGAGGCUGGUGUGCACCACUCCCCCUCCCUCCAUGCACCAGGUUACCAUCUGUUCCGACUGCGCCUCAGUCACCUCAGACUUCAGCAGCCUUGAAACUGCCUCUUGCUAAUCCAGCUCCCUGCUGGAGUAGGGUCUUAUUGCCAGCUGAGCCCCUGGAGCUGCCAUGCAGGACCUAAGGGAUGCUGGAAAUGUGCAGACUCUGGGAACAGGGGGUGUCAACCACCAACCGUCACAGCCAUAAGGCUGGUUUUGAACCGCCCAUACUAAGCACACAUUGAAUUGCACUUUUUCCUAAACAGGAAUCUCCCCAACUCCCUCCCCUCUGCUAGGGCCUCCUGGCUGGUCUCUGUUUGUCUGGGUUGUAAUUAUCCAUGCUACGAAUCGUGUCCCAGACCAGCAGAAAUGAAAUAGCCAGUGUCUGCUUCAAGAAAGUGCAUGGGCUGCUGCAGGAAUAGGGAUGGUCUAAGCCAAGGUGACCUUGAGCAACAAGGCCCUGAUCCCGUGAGGAGCCGAGCACCUUUUCCGUAGCUCUGUGUGCCUUCCGUUGAGGUUUAGGGGCCUCAACAGCAAGCAGGGUCAAGCUUGUAGUCUUUUACAUGAGGCCACUGGAAGAGUAGAUUGGCUCUUGCUUGGGAUUCAUAGUUGCCAGCUGAGAAGCACUGGGACAUGAUGGGAGAAGGCUGGGUUUGAAGAUGCACCCACGUGUUUGGAUGUUUUUCCCAACCUAGUUCUACAAACUAUCCCAAACUCUUGAGUCUGCAAAACUGGGCUGGGAUUUAAUGGGAACAGGGUCUCGUGGCAUUUUGUCACCCCGGAAGCUACGUGAAAAUGGGGAACAUUAACCAAGCAUUUUGGAUAAGUUGAGUUUGAGCUGAAGGUUUGGGUUUAUUUUUAAUUUGAUCUAGGCUGGCUUGUCCGCCCCAUGGGCAGUGCAAAGGGCUGAUGCAGUUGUGUAGAAAAUCCAUUCACUGCCUGGCAGCGCUGAAUGCUAUGGAAGGAAGUGUUUUUAUAUGUGCUAUAGAAGGUUGGAUAUUAGAGAUGGGCUAGACCCAGAGACUCCAAUUCAAACCCUUCCCAAGGGCGAGGAGUUGGAUUUGAAUCCUCCGAGUGUGGUUCAGGUUCUGGAUCAAAUCCAGAAUUGGGAGGGAUCUAUUUGCUGCUUCCAGGAAGCAGCUGAAAUCUCACAAAGCCACAUGGCAAGAUUUUUGCACCCUCGGAUUUACACUGAAGACCAGAAUUCCAAGUCAGAGCCUUGCUCCGUAGGAUCUGAGUCCAUCUCUGGGGUAGAUCAUUGUCCCUGGUUGGAUGGAUUUUACAAAGCCCCCUCUGGUGUCACUGGAUUUUAUGUACCUCGCUCAAGUUUUGUGUAGUAUGGACUAAGCCUUUUAAUGUGUCUGGUGCUUCCUGGGUCUCAGGGCCUUGUGCGGCUGGGAUUUGGUCUGUGUUUCGCCCAGAUACAACAUUCCAGUCUGGA
Trachemys scripta elegans is the source of this 4391-nucleotide messenger RNA. RefSeq names its product cytoplasmic phosphatidylinositol transfer protein 1-like. Gene Ontology annotation, cellular component: cytoplasm. The coding region runs from base 156 to 1103 and encodes 315 amino acids. The record is from RefSeq and is a predicted model, not a curated record. Lineage: Eukaryota; Metazoa; Chordata; Testudines; Emydidae. Gene Ontology annotation, molecular function: phosphatidylinositol transfer activity; phosphatidylinositol binding. The transcript is spliced from 9 exons. Gene Ontology annotation, biological process: phospholipid transport.